AUGGCCGAGCACACACCAAACGGCCAACAAGCCGAGAAACAAUCCGUCUUGCUCGUCGCGCUCCCUUCCCAGCCCAAGGCCACCUCAACCAACUCCUCCACUUCUCCCUUCCCACCUCUCUUCCUCCACAUUUCCCCGUCCACAUCGCCUCCUCCUCCACCACUCCCUCCAGUGCCAAGACCCGCCCUCCAGGGCUGGCCUCCGCUCCGCUCUCCAGAUCCGCUUCCACCACCUCCCCCUCACUCCCUUCCCCUCCCCCUCCCCACCCCACCUCCCCUUACAAAUCCCCUCCACCUCCUCCCUCCUUCGAGCCGCCAUGCACCCCUCCAGUCCCCCCUCACCUCCCUCCUCCGCUCCCUCUCUCUCUCCUCCCGUCGCCUCGUCGUCGUCCACGACCCUCUCAUGAGAUUCGCCUGCGCCGAGGCCGAUUCGAUCCCCAACGCCGAGACGUACGAGUUUCAGUGCGUCACGGCGUCGUACCAGCUCUCGUUCUUCACCGACGAACUCGAGAAUAUUGGUGACAAGCUGAGUCGAGAAGUGAGAAAUGUGGUCCUCACCCAGUUUCCUGACUGCUAUCCAGAAGACUUCUGGGUGUUUUUGGCCAAGUACCGGAGAGAAUUGUCGUCGAGGGCCGGAGUCGUGAUGAAUACUUGUAAGGAGAUCGAUGGGGAGUUCAUCGAGUUGAUGCCGCAUGUGCCCAGGUAUCGAAACAAGAAGUUGUUCGCAAUCGGACCGAUGAGUCCAGUUUCAGCGAGCGGUGGCGACCACGAUCGCCACGAGUGUUCAUUGGACAAGCAACCGUCAGAAUCCGUCGUCUACGUUUCUUUUGGGAGCACAGUAUCGAUCUCCGACGAACAGAUCGAGCAGCUAGCCCUCGGCCUCUUGCACAGCCGUCAGCGCUUCAUCUGGGUCUUAAAAGACGCAGACAAAGGCGAUAUCUUCACUGACAACGAAAACAGUACUAAACAGAGGAAACUGCCAUCAGGCUUCGAGGAAUCCACGUCAGAGACUGGAGUCGUAGUGCGAGGCUGGGCACCGCAGUUGGAAAUCUUGGCGCACCCGUCGACGGGUGUUUUCGUGAGCCACUGCGGGUGGAAUUCGUGCAUCGAGAGCUUGAGUUUCGGAGUGCCGAUGAUCGCUUGGCCCAUGCAUUCGGAUCAGCCAAGGAAUGCGACGAUGGUGUGCGAGUAUCUGAAGGCUGGGGUUUUGGUGAGGGGCUGGGAACGGAGGAAGGACACGGUAUCCGGUCCGGAGGUUGAGAGGGCGAUUGAGAGAGUGAUGGGCACUGAUGACGAAGGGAAGGAGAUUAGGAAGAGGGCGAAGGGGUUAGGGAAGGAGAUUAGAGGCGCUGUGAAGGAGAAUGGAUCGUCUAAGGCUGAGUUCGAUUCGUUUGUUCAGCAUAUUACUAGAUGAUGAUGAUGUUAUGUCGGCGUCCUUGAUUCUGAGUAUGGAAAAAUAAAUGGGUAAAUUUCAGAUUGGAAAACCACUCUUAAGUUUGGUUGUUUGUUAGAUAACCCCCUAACUAUCAGAUGUCACAAGUCGAUCAUUUUCUAGAUCAUUUUUUUCUCACGUAUAAUGAGUAUGUAUCAUUAGGGAAAACAUCGACAUAAAUUAGUUUCCGUGAAUUUUCUGCU
Messenger RNA from Asparagus officinalis (garden asparagus), 1634 nucleotides. RefSeq names its product putative cis-zeatin O-glucosyltransferase. NCBI's taxonomy places the organism in Eukaryota, Viridiplantae, Streptophyta, Magnoliopsida, Asparagales, Asparagaceae. Gene Ontology annotation, molecular function: UDP-glycosyltransferase activity. The record is from RefSeq and is a predicted model, not a curated record.